Molecule: messenger RNA, 5985 nt
Organism: Cavia porcellus (domestic guinea pig)
Lineage: Eukaryota; Metazoa; Chordata; Mammalia; Rodentia; Caviidae
Gene: Psen1
Product: presenilin 1
Exons: 12
Coding region: 293-1696 (467 amino acids)
Biological process (GO): amyloid precursor protein catabolic process; smooth endoplasmic reticulum calcium ion homeostasis; protein processing
Cellular component (GO): plasma membrane; endoplasmic reticulum; nucleus
Molecular function (GO): aspartic endopeptidase activity, intramembrane cleaving; beta-catenin binding; cadherin binding
Source: RefSeq, a predicted model, not a curated record
CAACGGUGCCAGGGCCGGAAGUGACGACACCGAUGAGGCUUCUAGGGCGGGUCCUGGGACGGGCAGCUCAAGGGGCUGAGAUUUCACAUCGGAAACAAAACAGCAGUGCUGGGGACUGGAGCUGUGCUGUGAGCGGGUACCGGCGGGGAGAGAGAAGAUCAAAUCCAGGAGUCUGUAUGCGAUAGCAGCCCUUGAGGUCCAAGAUCAGCGUGGCCUGGAGGAGAACACAUGAGAGAAAGACCCUCAAGAGGAUUUACUUUCUGUGAAAAAGUAAUUCUAUUCAGUUGCUCCAAUGACAGAGUUACCGGCACCUUUGUCCUACUUCCAAAAUGCACAGAUGUCUGAGGACAACCACCUGAGCAACGCUGUACGUAGCCAGAAUGACAGUCGGGACCGGCAGGAGCAGGGUGAUAGACGGAGACCGGGCAACCCCCAGCCAGUAUCUAAUGGCCGGCCCCAGGGGAACUCUCGGCAGGUGGUGGAACAAGAUGAGGAGGAAGAUGAGGAGCUGACGUUGAAAUAUGGUGCCAAACAUGUCAUCAUGCUCUUCGUCCCUGUGACCCUCUGCAUGGUGGUGGUUGUGGCUACCAUCAAAUCAGUCAGCUUUUAUACCCGGAAAGAUGGGCAACUAAUCUAUACCCCAUUCACAGAAGACACGGAGACUGUGGGCCAAAGAGCCCUCCACUCAGUGCUGAAUGCCGCCAUCAUGAUCAGUGUCAUUGUGGUCAUGACCAUCCUCCUGGUGGUUCUGUAUAAAUAUAGGUGCUAUAAGGUCAUUCACGCCUGGCUUAUUAUUUCAUCUCUGUUGUUGCUGUUCUUUUUUUCAUUCAUUUACUUGGGGGAAGUGUUUAAAACCUACAAUGUUGCUGUGGACUACAUUACAGUUGCACUCCUGAUCUGGAAUUUUGGUGUGGUAGGAAUGAUUUCCAUUCACUGGAAAGGUCCCCUUCGACUGCAGCAGGCAUAUCUUAUUAUGAUCAGUGCCCUCAUGGCCCUGGUGUUCAUCAAGUACCUCCCUGAGUGGACUGCAUGGCUCAUCUUGGCUGUGAUUUCAGUAUACGAUUUAGUGGCUGUUUUGUGCCCAAAGGGUCCACUUCGAAUGCUGGUCGAAACAGCUCAGGAGAGAAAUGAAACACUCUUCCCAGCUCUCAUUUACUCCUCAACAAUGGUGUGGUUGGUGAAUAUGGCUGAAGGAGACCCCGAGGCCCAAAGAAGGGUGUCCAAGAACUCCAAGUAUAGCACACAAAGCACAGAAAACGAGUCACAGGACACCAGUAGAGAGAAUGACGAUGGUGGCUUUAGUGAAGAAUGGGAGGCCCAGAGGGACAGUCACCUGGGGCCUCAUCGCUCAACACCCGAGUCGCGGGCUGCUGUCCAAGAACUGUCCAGCAACACCCUUGCCAGUGAGGACCCAGAGGAAAGGGGAGUAAAACUUGGAUUGGGAGAUUUCAUUUUCUACAGUGUUCUGGUUGGUAAAGCCUCAGCGACUGCCAGUGGAGACUGGAACACAACCAUAGCCUGUUUUGUAGCCAUAUUAAUUGGCCUGUGCCUUACACUGUUGCUCCUGGCCAUUUUCAAGAAGGCGUUGCCAGCCCUUCCCAUCUCCAUCACCUUCGGGCUUGUUUUCUACUUUGCCACAGAUUACCUUGUGCAGCCCUUUAUGGACCAGUUAGCAUUCCAUCAGUUUUAUAUCUAGCAUACUUGCUAUCAGAAUCCCAUGGAUGUUUCUCCUCUGACUACAAUAAAAUCUGGGGGACACAGGGACUUGCCUGUGUCCUCAUCUAACCAAGUCAAAAAUUCCUGGACUUCGGCAGCUUCUUCCAGGUUUUCCUGACCACCUGCACUAUUAGCCUUGGGGAGGAGGUGUCUAUCGAAAUGGCUUUGAGCAUAUUUCAUCAUGGUGGACUAUGUCCCUUGGUGCAAAACCUACAGAUUUGAGGGACAAGGACAAGCAAACAUGACGGCCAAACUAUACCUGUGAUUCUACCAGCAUGUGACCCUUGGUUGCAGGAGAUUCACCAAUGUUGCGAACUCUCAGGACUACCAUUAACAAGAAGUUAAACGAAGUGAUUCAAACCAAACAGAACUCUACCUUAAACUACAUGUUGGAAGUCAACCUAAUAAAUCUGUAUUAAUUGGAUUCUGAACUUUUUCAGGAGGUACUAGGAAGAGAGCAAGCCCCAGUAGCAAAAUGGGAAGGUCAAAUGGGGCUCAAGCUUUCACUCCCAGACGCUUUUUUUUGCUGCAGACCUAAUUUUUAAAGAAGAUAUCCCUCCCGCACUGUGCAUCACAUCAGAUGCAUUGGUCGAUUUUAACAACAUUCUCCAGUCCAGUACCCUGUCUAUCCUCCCCAUUUCUUCCCACUACCAGUUUGAGCUUAUUUCCUUUAUUCUGAAAGCCUUAACCUCAGGUUCCAAGUUCAGUAACUUCUGGAAAUAAUGAAACUAUUGCUUAGUGGUUCCUUAUUAUCCCGAAGUAAAUUCUGGGUUUCUCACCAAGUUCCUAAUUUUUAGGUGUAUUUACACGUUUGCUCACCUCCUCUGCCCCAUCUUUUCCUUCGUUUCCCCCCACAGCAGUUGUCUUCGACAGCAAAGGAGACAGCUCUGGCAUGGCAGCAGGUGGGCCUGAUAAUCUAGAAUUUUAUUCUUUGGUGCAAAAAAAUGUGUUAACCAGUGCUGUCAGCCUUGCCAGCAUAACUCCUUCAGGAGUAAAUGUGCCCAAAGAGAGUAAAAUUAAAGAAGAAUGAAAUGGCUGGUGAAGCACUUUCUGUCCUGGCUUUUCUUUAUCUCUGGCAGGAGUUAGAAUUUCAUUUAGCAGCUGAGAGUACUUCACUGAGAGAGUGCUUCCCUUCCAUGCCCCCGAGGCUCGGUUCAGCUCUGGCACUGCAAAGAAAAAAAAUCCUUGCUGCUUAGGAGGCUGAGUAGAAGGAUCCCUAGAUCAAGGCCAAUCUGAGCAACUUAAUGUGACCUUUUCACAAAAUUUAAAAAGGGCUAGCAAUAUGGCUCCUUUGGGUUUAAUUUUCAGUACCGGGGUAAAGUGUUCAGCAGCCAUACCCUGGUGGUUUAUAAACUUAUAAACCAGUUGUAUCAGUACAGAACAAGAGUUUGGAGAGAGCUGUUAUUUUACUUGCUGAGCUACAGGAGAGUCAGAAGAACUAGCUGCUGAGGCAAGCGAGAAGAGUCCUCUGGUCAAACUGCGGUGAGCUCACGGCUAGGCGAUGGGAAGGAGCCUUACAGCGGGCACUUGUGGCCCCAUCUACAUUGCCCUCCUGUCAGUGUACUUGCAUGAAGUGGGCUGGGUAGUGGAGGUGCUGGCUGAAGUUACUGUGUUGUCCAGGCUUUAUGCAUCAGGAAAACCACUUCAACAGGGCCAGCAACCUGUGGCACCUCUCAGCGAACUCUGAGGUACAAGCAUUCUUUAUCACCGAGAACCCUUGGCCAUGGUCAGAGUCUAAGCAUUUAUAAGAACCUGUUUCUUCCUGUAGCUGAAGAAAGGCUAGAUUUUCCUCUUUGCUGCUUGCUCUUCUUGACUGUCAUUUGACCUAUUUGGGGGUUCUCUUUGAAGUUGGAAAUAUUGUUUUCAGUCAUGGGGAUGUGGCUCAGUACUGGAUUACUUGCCUAGUACGUGUGAGAGGCUCUGCGGUCAAUCUCUAGUGCCUCAAGGAGAAAAAGAGCUUCAGGAGUAGGGCAUUGGUACUAAUCCAUGGCAGGCUGUUGAGAAGAGCAGGAAAAAUAAAUGAUGUACAAAGAAAGAGUGGGGCUGAUGGUAGUAGUCCUGACAUCUGUUUUUCAUUAACCCCUUCUUUCCCAAGAUUGUAUCUUUUCUGCUCUCAAACAGCAACAUGUGUACGAACCUCUCUAAAGCAUAGGGGCAGCUGAGUCAUCUGCACAACAUUUGUGAUUCACAGCACUUUUGGAGCUGUAACCUAAAGUAGCUGAUUGGUAUAAGGGUCCCAAAUGUGUUGUAUCUUUCAUGACAAAGAGGAUGUGGGUGGGCGGGUGUAAGUCUUGCCUAUAUAUUGUCCUGUGUGGAAAGGUUGCAGUAAUCCUAUGUCUUCAGGUUUGAACCACAUCUCGGUAUCUGAAAUACAGUGUUAGUCUUCCAACAUGCAAAACAGAGUGUCACCAGAGAAAACAGCAGAAAGUUCUGCAGGGGAUCUGCCUCACACGCAGAGGGAUGGUGUGAGAGGGCAGAACCAACAAUAAGGUACAACCAACGGGCCAGCCAACCAGUUCAGUGAAAAGAAGCAAGCGGUGGGGAGAGAAGCAGCUGAUGAGUGGCUGGGCCUGGCCUGGGGAUGCAGGGUGUUUGCAAGGAGGAGCUUGCAGUGCCUAAGGGAAUAAUGCCAGCUGUAUUCAGAAGACCUCAGAAUUGUGCCAGGGAGGAAGGGCUCUUGUUCCGGUUUUUGAUUUUCAGUUGGUCAGUGUGUCAUAGCUCUCUAAAUGACUAAAUUUCUCAAUGAGAAAAAGUGGAGACCAGGAAGUUUUGUAGGUGACCUGGAAGAAAACAGAAAGUGCUUGCCUAGCAUGCAUUCCCCAGCACUGCAAAAGAAAAAAAUCAGCAACUUUACUACACAACAACUAAAAAGGCUGUUUUCCUAUGUUAAACUCUUGGAUCUCCUAGAACUCCGGUUUCUAAGAGCCCUUCUUUCUAUAAUAAAUGGCCAAAGGAAUAAUAUGUUCUUGGUUCUUACUUGGCCUCUAACAGCUUAAUAUGUAUUCUUGAUCACAAUGUGUAGAUGUGAAGUAGAAGUCUUCCAAGUGAGACAGACAUCUCCAGGAAGCCACCACCGCUGCCUCCCUACAACUGGGCUUUGCAUGUGUGACAUUCAUGACUGACCCUGUAAGGAAAAGGGCUCACACGCUCGCUUCAGCAGCACAUAUACUAAAGUCGGAAAAGAGCUCAGAAACCGCUUUAAAAGGACUUGCUGUCGUGCCAGGCCUGGUGCUGGAGUCUGAGGAUACAAAGAUGCACAAGAUACAUCAUGAGAACGUAGCUGGAGCCUCGAUUCUUGGCAUGACCUCUUUAAUGUCUCUAAAAUACUGUCAGUAACCAUUUUUCACAGACUGUUUAUGAGGGCUUAUAAAACUGAUGAUAUAUAGUUGACUUUUUUUCAGAAACCAGUCCUUUCAGUAAGGUACCAUUUUUUGCUCAACUUGCUUUUGGGCAGUGUGUAUUUAAAGACUAGUUUUUCCUUCAUUCUCCUUCCCCCAAGGAUGUUCUUGAAUGCUGAGUUUCGGCAGAGACUUACAAACUAGCCAUUCAGUUUUUUCCUUCAAAUGGAAGCAGUACUCUAUCAUCAUUAUAAAUUUGAGUCUAGAAGUGAUGCUUGAGAUCACACCUCUUUUCAAAUUACCUAAACAGCAGAUUAAACAUGGAUUCAGCUCUUCCCGGCCCUCAUUAAAAUCGCUGACUGGAGCUGAGUGAGUUGAGCGCACUAACAACACUCAUCAAGCUCACAUCUCAGGAUCAUCUGCAUGAUUCCUUUGCAGCAGCCCGCAUCCGGCAGGAAACGCCUCAGAUUUCCAAAACUCAAAGCACCCCAGUGCUGAAAAGAACCCCCUCCUUGAAUGUCAAAGCCAUUUCCAGGGGCCUGUGAACUGGAUGCUGGAUCCACCCUGGCCCUGGAAUGUGGUGGUGCUGGCUCUUCUGCUUGUCUGGGUAGCAGGAAAGAUUUCCCAGAAGGCACUCUUUUUUUUUUUUUUAAAUAUGAUCUGAAGAAUAGCCCCAGCCCAGCUGCACAGAGUACGGAGUGGUCUGGCCAGCUGGGAGGGAGCUGCGGGCAGCGGGCUUCGGUGCGAUCGCUCUCUCAUGCAGCCUUGCCUUGCUUCCAAGCCUGUGGAUACUGCUUUGGGCAGAAUUCAGAUAGACUGUGAAUAUGACUUUUUAAAAUACCUUUCAAAUUCUUGGUAAAAUAUAAUUUUUGAUAGAUGAUUGCACAUUUUCCUGUAUUUGUCAAAUCAAUAAAGACUGCAUGAAUCUGCC